Molecule: messenger RNA, 576 nt
Organism: Medioppia subpectinata
Lineage: Eukaryota; Metazoa; Arthropoda; Arachnida; Sarcoptiformes; Oppiidae
Source: the annotation of a GenBank genome assembly
AUGAGUCGUCAGCACAACAACACACACACAACACAACACAGCGACGCGUACACCGACUUUGACGGACGCGCUGUAUUGGUUGCGCGCGUUGUCGCCUGUGCUAUGGACGAAGCGAACAGCGAGUCGUCGUUUGAGUUGACUUCAGAUCAAACCGAAACAGUCCUUCAGUUUCAGGAGUUGACUGGCAUUGAAGACUUGGACAGAUGUAAGGAUAUUCUUCAGCAGCAGAACUGGGAUCUGGAGAUUGCGGUUCGGCUGACGUUAGACAGCGUCGACUCCAACGCCAACUCUGCGGCCAAUAAUGAGCCGUCGGUAAGACAUCGACACCUCGUGGCCAACACUUCCCGAGACAACGGGACAGACAAUUCUCACGCAAACAAUAAUACCGUUAAUAAUAAUAAUAACGUGGAGUACAGGAGGGCUGAGACGCGACUCACGGUCUGGUCGUUCAUAGCGCGGGUCAUCUCAUCUCCAUUUGCCUUCAUUUACGACACAUUCGUAUCAUUACUUCAGUUCGCGUUAUCUCUCAUCAGAGCUGAUCCCACAAGACAGAACCACUCAAACGACGACAUCUAA